AUGAUGGCAUCUGGUAGUCAUGAUAUAUCUAUCCGUUUAUGGUGGAUGUUAAGACAGGAUUAAUAAAAAGCCAAAUUAGAAGGUCAUUCAGAUAGGGUUUAUUCAAUUUGUUACUCUCCUAAUGGAAAUACAUUAUCUUCAGGUAGUCAUGAUAAGUCUAUCUGUUUAUGGAAUCUUAAAACAGGAAAAUUAAAAGCCAAUAAAGAUGGUCAUAAAAAUGCAGUUAAUUCAAUUUGUUACUCACCUAAUGGAAAUACAUUAGUAUCUGGUAGUCAUAAAUCAGUCUAUCCGUUUAUGCGUAAAACAGGAAAAUUAAAAGCCAAAUUAGAUGGUCAUUCAGAUAUGGUUUAAUUCAAUUUGUUACUCUCCUAAUGGAAAUACAUUAGCAUCUUGUAAUCAUGAUAACUCAAUCCGUUUAUGGGAAGUUAAGGCAGGAUUAUGAAAAGCCAAAUUAGAUGGUCAUUCAAAUAAAGUAAAUUCAAUUUGUUACUCUCCUAAUGGAAAUACAUUAAAAUCUGGCAGUUAUGAUAAAGUCUAUCCGUUAUGGGAUGUUAAUAUCCAUUUAUGGGAUGUUAAGACAGGAUAAUUAAAAACCAAAUUAGAUUGUCAUACAAAUGCAGUUAAUUCAAUUUGUUACUCUCCUAAUGGAAAUACAUUAGCAUCUUGUAAUCAUGAUAAGUCUGUCCUUUUAUCUUUUAUGGGAUGUUAAGAUAGGAAAAUGA
Paramecium octaurelia is the source of this 722-nucleotide messenger RNA. Lineage: Eukaryota; Ciliophora; Oligohymenophorea; Peniculida; Parameciidae. The record is from the annotation of a GenBank genome assembly.